Messenger RNA from Cyclopterus lumpus (lumpfish), 1173 nucleotides. RefSeq names its product SPO11 initiator of meiotic double stranded breaks (gene spo11). NCBI's taxonomy places the organism in Eukaryota, Metazoa, Chordata, Actinopteri, Perciformes, Cyclopteridae. Gene Ontology annotation, molecular function: DNA binding; DNA topoisomerase type II (double strand cut, ATP-hydrolyzing) activity; ATP binding. Gene Ontology annotation, cellular component: nuclear chromosome. The record is from RefSeq and is a predicted model, not a curated record. Gene Ontology annotation, biological process: meiotic DNA double-strand break processing; meiotic DNA double-strand break formation; reciprocal meiotic recombination. The transcript has 13 exons. Bases 1 to 1173 code for a protein of 390 amino acids.
AUGGCAUCCCGUGUAUCAGAGCUGUUUUCAGAAGUUGAUAAGCUUCGUACUGAACUGCUGAACAAUGUCGAACUGAUGACAGAUUGCCUGCGUGUUGAAGAAGAAGUCAGCAGCAGGGACAUUUUGACCCGCAUUGAAAACGUAAUCCUCGGAAUAGUGACGAGUCUUUCCAGAGACGAGGCCCCCGUCCUGGCACUGCCCAACAGAUCCAGCUGGGCCAACAUCAGCUUCGACAGUGCCGUCGGGCUUCAAAUGAACCCGGGAUGCUCCGUCACCACCGUUCGGAGCGACUGUCCGUCGUCCGUCACUAAAUUUGCGCAAAUUCUCAAGAUCUUCCUGGUCAUCUACAAACUUGUGCAGAGCAACUCGUUUGCAACGAAAAGAGACAUCUAUUACAACAACACACAGCUGUUUGGCUCUCAGAAGGCUGUUGAUAGCAUCGUGGAUGAUAUUUCCUGCAUGCUAAAGGUUACACGCAGAUCACUACAUGUGUUGGCCACGUCAAAGGGAUUAAUAUCAGGUGCCCUGUGUUAUUUGGAGGAGGACGGCACAAGGAUUGACUGCCGCUCCAGCUCGGCUGCCGUUGCAGUUUCAUCAAACAUUCGUGGGAUUAGAAAUAUUGUGUCGGCUGCUAAAUUUGUCAUGAUAGUUGAGAAGGACGCGACGUUUCAGAGACUACUGGACGACGACUUCUGCACCAAGAUGUCCCCUUGCAUCAUCAUCACAGGUAAAGGCGUGCCAGACGUGAACAGCAGGCUGAUGGUGAGAAAGCUUUGGGACGCGCUGCACGUCCCCGUCUUCGCUCUGGUGGACGCCGACCCUCACGGGAUUGAGAUCAUGUGCAUCUACAAGUACGGAUCAGUGUCCAUGUCGUUUGAGGCCCGCAGUCUGACUGUCCCCAGCGUUAUGUGGCUCGGCCUCCUCCCCACUGACCUCAAGAGGCUGCGGGUUCCCGAGGAUUCCCUGAUCCCCCUCACCAGGAGAGACGAGAGCAAACUCUGCAGCCUCCUCAAAAGGCCGUACGUCACCGGCAAACCCGACUGGCAGAGAGAGAUGGAGCUGAUGCAGCAGAGCAAAGUCAAGGCUGAAAUACAGUCCCUCGCAGCCAUAGCGCCAGAUUUCCUCACCAGCAUCUACCUGCCCAACAAGCUGCGGUACGGGGGCUGGGUAUGA